ACCAGGCCAGUGUUCACCUCCUCCUGCUCCUCACCCGCGGGGAGUCGUUACCUCGCCGCAUUCCUCCAAAGAAGACACGCAGUCAGCGCCAGAGCCGUGCGCCUCUCUGGAGGGAAGGCAUUUAUUUUCCCCGGUGGAUCUGCUCGGAUAUUUGAGAUUACUGGAAGUAUAACCAAGAUUUCCCCCUUAAGUACAACCUGUAAGCAACUCGGAUACACCGAUACGGGUUCUGUGGGGCUCUCCUAUAACCAUGGGGGACGUGGUUUCCUCUCACCUGGAUGAGGGCAGGCGGGAGGUGAUAACAGCUCGGACCAGAGAUGUGAUGAAGGAGUUCAGCGACGUGUACGAGCAGCAGUACGCAGUCGCUCUCUUCAACAGCGUCCGCUAUGAGAUAGAAGGAGGAGGAGGAACGCAGUCACAGCUGCUUCACAGGAAGGACCCUCUGGCAGGCCGGUCCAUCUUCUCAGGGAGUCUGUUUCAGUAUCUGGAGGAGAAUCGGAAGUGGAGGAAUCGCUUUGUAUCUGUGCCAAACAGCUACGCCAUCAGCCUCUAUGAGAGCAAAACAGCACACGAACGAGGCCUUCACUCGAGAGGAAUUAUCAACUGCGCUGGGUACAAGGUUCUGACCUCAAUAGAGGAAUACAUGGAGCUGAUUAAUACCAGCCUGCCAGGUAUCAAGGCCAAAGUGGGCAGUAAUCCGUUCAUCAAGUGUGCGACCAAGUUCCCCCUCAUCCUGUGGCACCCGUACGCCCGCCACCACUACUUCUGUGUGAUGACGGAGAAGGAGCAGAAGAAGUGGCACGCAGUGCUGCAGGACUGUGUCAGACACAGUAACAAUGGUCUGUCAGAGGACAGCACUAUUCAGACGCCAGCCUUCACCGACUCAGUGAGACUUCAGAGACAAGCCAAGGGACACUACGGGACCUGGGACAUGAUGUGCGGAGAGCCCCCACAGAUUCUUGCUAAUCUGGUGAUGGAGACCCUCCACCCGGAGCUGAGAAGCGUUAUUGCACCUCGCCUGAGGGGGAAGAUGCAGCAGAGGCAGAGGCAUUGGAUGCUGAUCUCCGAUGCACUGUACAAGCAGGUGUUGUCUCAGACCACCGGCCAGUAUGAAGCACUGGUCGAAGCCUGUGAGGCCCAGACAGCUCCCCUGGACGCCAGACUGCGAACCGACAUGGACCAGAUCAUCGCGUCCAAAGAGCAUGUCAGCAGCAAGAUGCGAGCUCUGGUGUUGCCCAAGGCGGAGCAGCUCCUACAGACGAACGUCCAGCCCUACAUCAGCUCCAUCCUGGAGGCCCUGAUGGAGCCCACCAGCCGGGGUUUCUCCGAGGUCAGGGAGGUUUUCUUCGGGGAGCUGGUGGAGGUCAGCAAGAACUCGCUCAACGGAGGGGGGAAAGUCGUACUGGGAGACCAAAUGGAGAGGCUGUCCAUGCUCGCCUUCCACCCGGUGAAGAUGCAGAGCUCCUAUGAGAAGGUGGAGCAGCUCAAUCUGGAGGGGCUGCAGCAGAGGUUCGACGUCGCCAACCCCUCGGUGUUCGUCAGCAGGACUCAGAUCCUCAUGAGGGAGCAAAUGGACAAUGCAGUUUACACAUUUGAGCAGCUGCUCAACCAGUCUAUGGAGACCCAGGGAGAAGAAGACAUGUGCAAGACCAUGCAGCGAUGCCAGGACAGGGUUCUCAAGAAAUACGAUCAUGACAGCAGCACCGUGCGCAAGAAGUUCUUCAGAGAGGCUCUGCUGCAGAUCAUCAUCCCAUACAUGCUGAAGCAGCUCUCGCCAUCCUGCUCACCUGAGCUGCCUCGCUUCAAAGAGCUGAUCUUCGAAGACCUCGCCCGUUUCCUGCUGGUUGAAAACAUGUUUGAGGAGGUGGUGCUGCAGUGUGUCUCCAAGGACAUAAUGAUGGCUGUGAAGGAGGCAGCUGUCCAGAGGAGACACAAUCUUUACAGGGACAGCAUCAUUCUGACCAACAGCGACCCCAACCUGCACCUGCUCGGAGAAACCCCUCAGGUGGACUGGGCUACUAAAUUUGGGGGCGAUGAGCCUGAGGUCUCCGUUGGUGGCGGCGUAUCUGAAGGAGGGGGUUCUGGGAGCCGACGCAGGCAGGUGGUGUCCAUGAUCCAGCUCGACGGGGUCCCUCUGCCCUUCGAGUCCUGCCUGGAGGUCCCAGGUGUGGAUCUUAUCCCCGAGGAGGAUACCGAGGAGUCUGACGGCGUAGAGGAGGACCGGGGAGAGGAUGAGGAGGACCUAGGCCCGCUUGAGGGACCCAAGUCUCCUGACAGCGUGACUGAAAUCAGAGACCUGAUUAAUCCAGUGGUGAAGUUGGCGCCUCCCGUGUCAGAGGAGAGCCAGAGCAACAUGGCCAAUGGGACAGAGCCGACCACAGGCACCGUCAUCUGUGAGGACGGGGUGCAGGAGGAUGUGACACAUGUCACCACCAUGGUGGACCACGUCCCCAGGAAAUCUCUGCGAGACAAGUCGUCCACGCAGACAAUGGUCCAGCAGCUGAUCAGAAGCAAGAAGCAGGAACCUGAUGAGGAGCAUCAGGACCAAGCAGCCAUCAAGAACGCCAUCGAGGAAAUAGAGAUAGCGGUGCAGGAAGAGGACAGCGAAAGGAUUGCUGAGGUCUCCGAGGCAGAAUCAGAUCACGAGUCGUCGCCAGCGCCACCACUGGCUUCAGACUCCAGCUCGCACAACGACAGUGGCUUCCAGUCACCGACAGAUGUGGGGCCGGAUGAAGCUGAGCCUCAGCCAAUCACAAACGGCCUGGACGGAGAGGACAAAGUAAUCGACCUGGUAGAAGUGGAAGUGGUUUUGCCGUAGGAAGACAAUUCUCCGAACAUAACUCUAAAAUUGGAAGGCUCGGACAAAUAAAAUAGUGUGCAUCACAUGUAAAGGGAGAGAAGUAAAGGACUGUAUUUAAAGGUUUAAGUCAAAGCGUAUCGUCGUUGAUAUUGCACACUCCCAGCCUCCCCUCGACUUAUUUUUUAUUUGGUGAUUGGUUCCUUUCUAUGCAGCUUAGUGGAUUUCGUUGCAAAGUUUCGCCAUAUUUUGUGUUUGACACGGCUUUCAUAUCUGCUCCUUUACGCUAUGUUAAGAGGUGGAGGGUCCAUCACAAGGAUCAGGGAUUGUUAAAGUGGAAAUCCAUUUUUUAGUAAACUCUAAACAACUACAUCUAAGUUAUUAAUGUUUUCAAGUUGUGCUAAAGGUUUGGUUACAUCAGUUACAUCUGUAAAUCAGGCCCACAUUUUUUUUUUGCUUGACGUAUCAAAUGAAUAAUCUCCGCCUCUACCUGGGCAGCAGGGGGUGCUACAAUCAGCCUUUAGAUGUUGGAAGGGGAUUUGUUUUACAGCUAAAAUGUAAUUUUCCUACCUAGUCUGUUCUUUGAAAGCGUUUCCUGUAUUCGCAAAUGGCCUUUAUAUUUCAACACCAGAUAUUUUGUACAAUCUGUCGGGAAUGAUUUGCACUUCCACUGUGAUAUCAUAAGUUGGAUGUUUUUUUUAAUCUUUUUGACAAAGAAACAACCAAAAUUCAUCGGUUCUCGUCACUUUGGUUGUGGGUGCAGAUGACCAGGAUACAGUAAAUAAUGCGUCUUUAACUUGUAGGAGUUUGUUUUUAACUUCAUGGUAAAGUACGUUAAAUCAAACACAAAAGUGACAAUUUUCGAUUUGAAGCCGAUGUUUUCUAAUUUAAUUCAAACCUUAAAUCUGGGUCAUUUUUUUUGAAAUAUUAAUGUUUGGAUGACGUGGCUUUUACAAGACUUAUGUCCUUAUUUGUGUUCUGAAAUGAAAAAAUAAGAGACUGUAUCAGCGAUACUUAUCUUGUGGAGGACAUUGUUCACGUUAAGGAAAUAGUGUUGGGUGACUGUAAAUGGUGACAUGACACAACUUAAGGUUCAGAAAUGGUAAAACUCCACAAAACUAGAAUAAC
Molecule: messenger RNA, 3925 nt
Organism: Anarrhichthys ocellatus (wolf-eel)
Lineage: Eukaryota; Metazoa; Chordata; Actinopteri; Perciformes; Anarhichadidae
Gene: niban2a
Product: niban apoptosis regulator 2a
Exons: 14
Coding region: 251-2818 (855 amino acids)
Source: RefSeq, a predicted model, not a curated record